Macadamia integrifolia is the source of this 2764-nucleotide messenger RNA. Its product is annotated as protein PSK SIMULATOR 1. Lineage: Eukaryota; Viridiplantae; Streptophyta; Magnoliopsida; Proteales; Proteaceae. Bases 324 to 2408 code for a protein of 694 amino acids. The record is from RefSeq and is a predicted model, not a curated record. The transcript has 14 exons. Gene Ontology annotation, biological process: positive regulation of growth.
UAAACUGAGGUUAGAUUCGGUGAGUGGGAGAUAAGGCAUGGGUUGGAGUGUUGGACCAUCUCCACCAUUUGAUCUGUGGUUGGGGUUUUUGUUUCUUUGGUGGGUCUGGAGUGUGGACGACUUCCUUGCUCCUGUAGCACUUCUGCUCCCUGCUCCCCCUCCAAGCAUUUUCUUCUAAUCUCUUGCCUUUGCAUCUGUUCUAGUGGGGAAGCAAGCAUAGGUAAGAGGAGAAAUAGAGCUGCUAUUAUCAUCAUCUGGGUUCUCACAGAUCCAAUCCUCCUAGCCUUCUCUCUGUUGCUGUUUUGGUUUGCAAUUUGAUUUUGAUGGACUGGGAUCAGAAUAGUGAGCGGAAUCCAAACUGUGGAACUUUUUGGUCGAGCUCGGGAUCGGACUUUUGGAGCUGGGCGGCUCGAAGAAGUGAGCUUAUUUUUGUUGCCAUCAACGCCAUGGGAGGGCUUUGCUCGAGGAGAUCCACUGUAGAUGAUGCUCCCAGUGGAAGUUCCUCUCAUGUCAAUGGUCAUCUUCUUGAUCAUGAGUCUGGUGUGGCUUGUCAGUCCCAUGAGUUGCAUUUGAAGGAGGGUAAUAAUUUGACUCCCCCAUCCUGUGGGGAAGGCAUGGAGAAGCAGUUACGAGAAUUUUUGUCUCCAGACCUGAAGAGAAAUCCUUAUGGGAGCAAUCCAGUUGAUGUAAUCGAUGAUGGGAUUCCACGGUUAUCCAGGGCUCUGUCUCGCGAAUCUAGACCAACAAAGUCCAAGCCGGUGGCAGUUGCAAAGGUUUCAGAAGUUGGCCUAAUUUUGGGUAGAGCUGGUACUGUCGGGUUUGGCAAGGCAGUGGAAGUCUUGGACACGCUUGGAAGUAGCAUGACAAAUUUGAACCUAAACAGUGGAUUUGUCUCAGGUGUGGCAACAAAAGGCAGUACGAUCUCAAUUUUGGCUUUUGAGGUUGCAAACACAAUUGUUAAGGGUGCGAAUCUUAUGCAAUCACUUUCAAAGGAAAACAUAAGACAUUUGAAAGAAGUGGUACUUCCUUCAGAAGGAGUUCAAAAUCUAGUAUCAAAAGAUAUGGAUGAACUCCUAAGGAUUGCUGCUGCUGACAAAAGAGAAGAAUUAAAGGUUUUCUCAGGUGAAGUGGUCCGUUUUGGAAAUCGAUGUAAAGAUCCUCAGUGGCACAAUCUGGACCGUUACUUUCAGAAGCUGGGUUCAGAACUUACACCGCAAAAGCAAUUGAAAGAAGAAGCAGAAGCAGUGAUGCAGCAACUUAUGACCUUGGUUCAGUAUACAGCUGAAUUAUACCAUGAGUUGCAUGCCUUCGACAGAUUUGAACAAGACUACCAGCGUAAGCUUCAUGAAGAGGAUAACACAAAUGCUUCUCAAAGAGGAGAUGUCCUUGCAAUUUUGAGACAGGAGUUGAAGAACCAGAAAAAGCAUGUAAGAAGUCUGAAGAAGAAAUCACUAUGGUCCAAGAUCUUAGAAGAGGUGAUGGAGAAGCUUGUAGACAUCGUUCAAUUCUUACAUCUACAGAUCCAUGAUGUCUUCGGCAGUGCUGAUAGAGAUAGACCAGUGAAAGGAUCUCAGACUAACAAUCAAAGAUUGGGCCCUGCUGGUCUUGCUUUGCAUUAUGCGAAUAUAAUCUCUCAAAUUGAUACACUUGUUUCCCGUUCAAGUUCUGUGCCUCCAAAUACCAGGGAUACAUUAUACCAAGGACUGCCACCUAGUAUAAAAUUGGCCUUACGCUCUAAAUUACAGUCAUUUCAGAUCGAAGAACAGCUUACUGUUACACAAAUCAAAGCCGAGAUGGAGAAAACUUUACAGUGGCUAGUUCCAAUUGCCACUAACACAACAAAAGCCCAUCAUGGUUUUGGCUGGGUUGGCGAGUGGGCAAAUACAGGGUCUGACGUUAACCGAAAGCCAGCAGGGCAAACUGACUUAAUUCGGAUGGAGACAUUUCACCAUGCUGAUAAGGAGAAGACCGAAGCUUAUAUGCUUGAAUUGGUAGUGUGGCUUCACCAUCUCAUCAGCCAAUCAAGAUUUGUGCCCCCUUUGGGCAUAAGGUCUCCCAUUAAAUCUCCAAUCCGCUCUCCUACGCAGAAAAUAUUUCCACUGGCCACACACAAACAAAAUGCUCCUUCACCUGCCCUUACUGUUGAAGACCAGGAGAUGCUGCGGGAUGUGAAUAAAAGGAAACUGACACCAGGAAUAAGUAAAAGUCAGGAAUUUGAUACUGCAAAGACGAAGUUAAGUAAGCACAAUAGGCUGAGCAAGAGUAGUAGUCACUCGCCGACGAGCGAAAGCAAGGAAGAAUGCUUCCCUAUUGGGAGGCCAUCUUCCCUUCAUGUGAUGGAUUUUGAUAUUGACAGGAUCAAGGCUUUGGAUGCCAUUGACAGAGUAGAUACACUAAGAAGUUUGUAACAUCUGUUGAUGAUCAUGGAACAAAUGGGAUAAGCAAAAGGCUGCUCGUGUACGGAUGCAUGUUUGUAGAUUGGAAGGCCCCAUCAUCCGUCAUGAUUAUCGCAUCUGAGCCAAUAUGUGAUUUAGGAAUGGAUUGGAGACCCCAAGAUUCGAUCCGUUUGUUCUUGAGGGCGGAAAGUUUGUGUAAGAUAACUAGGGAGACCCUGUGUGAUGAGAAUAGAUGCACCAUAAUGGUGAGAGAUGCCCAUGGUGAGUUGUAUUGUACUACUGGAAUAGAAUUCUGAAACAGUGGGUUCAUCAGUUAUAUAUGUACAUAAAAUGAAAAUGUAAUAAUUCAAUGUCACGAUUUUGUUCCA